AUGAUUUAGCAACUACAAUCAGCUGUGUCCAAUGUGUACCCAAUCAGUGCAUCCUGUUCUCUAUUUUAAUAGAAGAAUUCACUGACAGAUGGCUACUUGGGCUACUCUGUAUCUUUACGGGGACACGAAACAGAUUAAAAGCUUGGAUAGUCUCAUAAGCUUUGCAUUUAUGAUAAUUUCAGGGUAAUAUCGUAUUGAACAAGCCAUCAAAUGAAUGUCACAGGAGGCAACUUUUCAGCUCCAUUUUCGAGGUUGUUAAAUUUGGGGAUGUUUUCUGUUUGUUAUUUUUAGGAGGACGAAGGGAGAAACAAGGAACCCAGGAACUAAAAAUGAGUCUGGAGAAGAUAAGAGAAGAUGAUGACUUAUGUUCAGAGAUGGAAUUUCCGCCUCCUGAAACUCCAAAAGAGCCCAUGGAGUUUCUUGCUCGUUCAUGGAGUAUUUCUGCUUUGCAAGUUUCCAAAGCCUUGGAAAAGCAGCAGCAACAGGCAGAAUCAAAACGACAAUGCAAUGUUGAAGGAGAAGAACAAGCCAAACAAUGGCCUCAUUUCACAUGUGGGUCGUCUCACAUGGUUGUCGACAGCAUUCUUGCAAGCUCUGUUUGUCAAAGGCAAUUGAAGGGGAAGACAGUGGGAAGAUGGCUGAAAGACAAGAAAGCCAAGAGAAAGGAGGAACAGCGCGCUCACAAUGCAGAGAUGCAUGCAGCCAUUUCUGUGGGAGGAGUGGCUGCAGCUGUGGCAGCCAUUGCUGCUGCAGCUGCUCAUGAUCAUAAUGAUAAUGAUAAGGAGAAUGAGGAUGAGGAAGAGGCAGAGAAGCGUAUGGCAGUGGCUUCAGCUGCUGCACUUGUUGCAGCACACUGUGUGGAGAUGGCUAUGUGUAUGGGAGCAGACCGCCAAAAAAUGGCUUCUCUUAUUGGUUCUGCUGUAAAUGUCAAAACGCCUGGAGAUAUUAUCACUUUGACUGCAGGAGCAGCCACAGCUCUGCGUGGAGCAGCAACUUUUCAGGCAAGAGCUGUACGGGAAGCAGGUGCAGUUAUUACCCCAUAUGAGAAAGAGAAAGGUAGUUCAAAUCCCAUAGUUGGAGUGGAGGGAUUUAGUGGGGAGCUAGACAGUCAACUUCACAGUGAUUCUGAAAUGUGCAGCCAAGAUGCUCUGGCCAGAGGAUCUGAGCUACUAAAACGCACAAGAAAAGGAGCCCUUCACUGGAAAGUAGUGUCUGUGUACAUCAAGAACUCCCAGGUGGUGGUGAAGCUGAAGAGCAAACACAUGGCUGGCACGUAUACAAAGAAGAAAAAGAGGGUUGUUUUUGGGGUGUAUAAAGACUUACCAGCAUGGUCCAACACAGAAAUGUGUGUGUUAGGUGACGAGGGGAGAUGGUAUUUUGGGCUAGAGACAGGCAAAGGCGUGAUUCAGUUUGAAUGCUUCACUAAGGAAGUUCAUGAAAUGUUCACACGAGGUGUUGAACACCUGCUUUCUCUUGUAAACCGAUAUAAGUCCAAUGAAUGUCCGACACUAGAAUUGUAGUGCAUGUAAAGUAAUUUUUGAAUAAUACAAGUAUUAGUUUUAUGGUA
This is a messenger RNA of Cryptomeria japonica (Japanese cedar), 1567 nucleotides long. RefSeq names its product VAN3-binding protein. The transcript has 6 exons. The coding region runs from base 330 to 1520 and encodes 396 amino acids. Gene Ontology annotation, biological process: leaf vascular tissue pattern formation; phloem or xylem histogenesis; auxin-activated signaling pathway. The record is from RefSeq and is a predicted model, not a curated record. Lineage: Eukaryota; Viridiplantae; Streptophyta; Pinopsida; Cupressales; Cupressaceae.